Molecule: messenger RNA, 1047 nt
Organism: Phaeoacremonium minimum UCRPA7
Lineage: Eukaryota; Fungi; Ascomycota; Sordariomycetes; Togniniales; Togniniaceae
Product: putative nad dependent epimerase protein
Exons: 1
Coding region: 1-1047 (348 amino acids)
Molecular function (GO): oxidoreductase activity, acting on the CH-OH group of donors, NAD or NADP as acceptor
Source: RefSeq, a predicted model, not a curated record
AUGAAGCCUUCGGAUCACACUCUCCUGGUUACUGGAGCCAAUGGCUUUGUCGGCGGCCAUCUCCUCCAACGGGCGCUGAAAAGGGGCUACAACAUCCGUGCUACCAUCCGAUCACAAACAGCACAGGACUUGAUUUUGACGCAGUUUUCCGAGUACAGUUCGCAACUCUCCUUCGCUCUGAUUCCUGGGAUCACUUCACCAGAGUUCUACAAAACCGCGUUCGAUGGCGCGAACAUCACCGGUGUUAUUCAUCUCGCAUCUCCAGUACAUCUUCACCCUGAGGAUAACAUAAGGGACAUGCUUGAACCUGCAAUCAAGGGUGCUGUGUCUAUUGUCCAAGCAGUCUCUCGCUACGCCCCUACAGUCCAACGGAUCGUCAACACGUCCUCUUUUGCUGCUAUGCUCGAUGUGUCGCAAGGAUUUCGCCCUGGAUAUACCUACGACGAAGAUGAUUGGAACCCGAUGACUUACGAAGAGGCCGCUAAAGCUGGGCCGCUUGGCGCAUACUGCGCGAGUAAAGCCCUUGCGGAGAAGGGGAUGUGGGAGUAUAUGAAGAGCGAGCCGAAACCGACAUUCGAUCUGGUGUCAGUCAAUCCAGCUGUCAUCUAUGGUCCCCAUGUGUACCCAAUUCGAGACCUGAACGCUCUCAAUCCGUCUUGUGCCGCGAUAUGGGCUCUUGUCGAUGCACCCUCCAUACCUGCUCCAGAUUAUGCUGCGUACGUUGAUGUGCGAGAUGUGGCAGAUGCUCUGCUACUCGCUUUUGAGACACCGAAGGCGAGGGGGGAGCGGCUGCUUGUAGCGCAGCAUUUCGACUGGCAGUCGGCUGCUGAUGCUGCGCGUAGUGCUCUCCCGGAGACGGCACGAACUCGGAUUCCCAAAGGUGUACCAAUGAAUGACGAGCGUUGGCGGAAUGAGGUCUAUGCAGUUGAUGGGAGCAAAUCACCAAAGAUUCUUGGGUUUCAAUACUUGACCUUGCAAGAUACGAUUGGCGAUUCACUGAAGCAAUAUCUGGAAGUGGAGGAGAAGACUAGACAAGCCAAAGACUGA